CAUGUCAUCAAUGAAGCCUUUCAAGUUGAGCAGUGCUCCGUUCUAACACAGAAAAGAAAAUUACAGUUCAUACACCUCAAAAAUGCCAGACCGAAGCCGUACUCACCCCCCCUUCUGGGCCGUCCACGGCCACGAAGAGGUGAUGCUCUACCCUAACGGGACCCCAAGAGGAAGAGGGAACAUAAAGCCUCCCUUGCCCAUGUUUCCCUUCCCCCAGUUCCCCCGUCUCCCACGGGAGGUUCGACUUCGCAUAUGGGAGAUGACGGUCGAGCCUCGGAUUGUCGAAGUCCGCGUUGAGUACAGCAAGAAGGACUAUGACUACGAUAUGGUUACUAAGAGAUUCAACAAAGUCUCUCCCGAAGAGGGAGAUGUCUUCCCUUUGUUUUCGUCUACGCCGGUGCCGGCGCCGUUGCAGACCUGUCGAGAAGCAAGGAAUCACCUUGGGGGGAACUACUACCAGAAAGCCUUUCAGGAUUUACCAAUCGCAAGACACGCCGGCGAGGAACUGGAACUGGACGAAAAGGAUCCCGAGCAGCGAACAGAGCCAGGUCCAAAUCUGGACGACAAGGAACCGCGCCACUACGUCUGGGUGAACUUCGACCUCGACAUGCUCUCCAUCGGUCCCAGUCUAUUCCGCCAUUUCUCAUCUUACGCACCCAAGAUCAAAGCGCUCAGGUUUCAGCGUGACCUCGACGAAGACGUGGUUGACAUUUCAGACCUUCGACGGAUUUCCAGUUUCGUCAACGUCAAGGAACUCCACAUCGUCUGUGCCUAUGGCCAAGACGUGUAUGACUGGGCUGGCGUCGAAACCGAGUUGGAGAUGAAGUUCCCUAUUCCCAGGUGGGACGUGUUGGUGAUUGAUCCUGGGUAUGAGUUGAUUGUAGAUGCGUAUGAGAUUGAUAUUUAUGACAAGGAGGAACAGGCGAGAGCGGAGCUAUCAGGAGUUUAACGAAGUAGCUCGUAUAUGCUUAAGCCCGUAGAUAUAGUGAACAUCUUUUUGGACUUGGUUAGAGAAAGUUGAACUAUUUAUAUCGUUAAUCUCUAAACAACGGUUCUCAUCUGCAAACUUCCGAUCAC
Molecule: messenger RNA, 1077 nt
Organism: Neurospora tetraspora
Lineage: Eukaryota; Fungi; Ascomycota; Sordariomycetes; Sordariales; Sordariaceae
Exons: 1
Coding region: 83-949 (288 amino acids)
Source: RefSeq, a predicted model, not a curated record